Messenger RNA from Mobula hypostoma (lesser devil ray), 2210 nucleotides. It is a transcript of the gene ogfod3, whose product is annotated as urotensin-2 receptor 2. The transcript is spliced from 9 exons. Gene Ontology annotation, cellular component: membrane. Gene Ontology annotation, molecular function: L-ascorbic acid binding; oxidoreductase activity, acting on paired donors, with incorporation or reduction of molecular oxygen; iron ion binding. Lineage: Eukaryota; Metazoa; Chordata; Chondrichthyes; Myliobatiformes; Myliobatidae. Bases 190 to 1143 code for a protein of 317 amino acids. The record is from RefSeq and is a predicted model, not a curated record.
CACAGUAUUGCGCCUCGGCCUGGUGCCGGAGCUCGGCCGCCCGAAUCCCAGGCCGGUGUUGGGACGUUCCCCCUCCCACUUCGGCCGCCUGUAUCCCUGCUCGGUGUUGGGACGUUCCCCCUCCCACUUCGGCCGCCUGUAUUCCUGCCCGGUGUUGGGACGUUCCCCCUGCCCCCCCACCUCCUUGCCAUGUCGGCGCUUCGCAGAGCAAGUUCGAGAAGGGCAGAGGAAAGGGGAGGCCGCAGUCCGCACGUUGACCAGGCCCGGCCCAGUAUCAAAAAGAACAAGUCCAAGCAAGCAACCUGGUGGAAGUGGUUAGCAGUUCUGAUAUUAGUUACUCUUUCUGUGUUUUGUAUGGUUGUGCUUUGGGAUUAUCUGGACGAGAAUGAUUCUAAAGAAGUGUUUGCUCGACAGACUGAUAUCUUAGAAGGAAAGUUUUUUGAAGUACCAUGUUCCAAAGAUUAUGAAAAUUACCAACAGUUUGCAGGCUGCACACCAACAAAAUGUGGCAGGGCAGUGAAAGACACAGUGGUAAAUCGAGAGGAGGCAGCAAAGAUGCUACGUAUAGCAAAGAGAGGGUUGUCUCUGGGUGGAUCGGAUGGUGGGGCCUCCAUUCUUGAUUUGCAUUCUGGAGCUCUGUCAAUGGGGAAACAGUUUGUCAAUAUCUAUAGGUACUUUGGCGAGCAAAUAAAAGAUUUAUUUGAUGAAGAAGACUUCGCAUUAUACAGUGAUGUGAGAUGGCGAAUUCAAAAAGCAAUAGCUGAUACAUUUGGGAUUGACUCAACUCGCUUGCACCUCACAAAGCCCACUUUUUUCUCAAAGAUGAACAAUACAGAAGCCAAAACAAUGCAUGAUGAAUAUUGGCAUCCACACAUCGAUAAGGUGACUUAUGGAUCUUUUGACUACACUUCAUUACUAUAUUUGUCUGACUACAAGAUUGAUUUUGGUGGUGGAAAAUUUGUAUUUGUUGAUGAACUUGCUAACAGAACAGUAGAGCCUCGAAUAGGUCGAGUUUCAUUCUUCACAUCUGGCUCGGAAAACCUCCAUUAUGUGGAAAAGGUGGUGUGGGGCACACGUUAUGCCAUCACUGUGUCCUUCACAUGUGAUCCAGCCCAUGCCAUCAACGAUCCUUCAUUACCAUGAACUGGUUGACAGACUGAAGAGCAGAGGACAAGCAUCUUAUCCCUGGAAAGUAGUUAAUGAAAACACAGUAGUAAAUCAGUUGUUCGUUUUAAAUAAAUUAAUUAUAUGAUGAUUGGUAGCUAAAAACCAAGGGGAAAAUGAGGUAUUGGUAAUUGGGUUCUGUUGCCUCAUCACUAUCAGUUUUUCAAGAGUAGUUAAUUUAAUGGUCUAUGAUUACUAAUGAAAUUAGUUAACAUACUGUUAAUGUCCUAUUUCAGUUAAGAACUCAUUUGACAUUGCAUAUGGACAUUCAAUUGAUCAAAUAUUCUCACUUUACACUUUAAUAAUUUUGGGAACCUUGCUGAUUGGGUAUUAAAAUUAUUAAUAGGCUGGCCAAAUAUUGAAAGUAUUAACUAGCUGAUGAAAUACUUAUUAAUUAGGUAAUAAGAUAUUCUCAGUAUUGAGGGACACAGAGGGAACUGGCUGAUCAAGUACAAAACUUCCUAAAAAAAAAGCAAAAAAAGAAACCUGCAGAUGCUGGAAAUCUGAAAUAAAAAUAUGAACGAUUAUCUUGACAUGGAUCAAGUAUUGAUGGAGCUGUUGUUAGUGUUGCAAUUUGGACUCCUUAUCUAGUUUGUAUAUUUUACCUUUUAUUGAAGCCUACAUGUAUUCGGUACAAAUCUUGUGCUUUCACAAAAUAAGAAAUAUUCAUAAUUUUUCAUAUUUGUUUACUAAAAUUAAAAUCAGGUCAGCAUUGUUUUAUUGAGGAGCUUUCAAGAUACUGUUUCUGGUGCAGAAACUUUCACAAUAACCUCUGGCAGUGUCUGUACUUGAAUAAAUUUGAUAAGAGAAUCUAUGUAAAUAAAUGAUGUGAGCUUUGGGGUUUAAAACAUGGUGUUGUAUCUAGCUUAUUCAAACCUUCAUCUUUAAGCAAUUCUCUCAAUUACUUGCUUUCUCAGUCAGUAAAACAACUAGUAAUAUGGAGACAUCUCAUUUCAUUCUAUUUAGUUAUUUAACUCUUACAAUACUUCAUGUUUGGAAUGAAUGUUUCAAUGGCAUUGACAUAACACUGUAUGUUGCACAAUGGG